This is a messenger RNA of Rana temporaria (common frog), 2171 nucleotides long. RefSeq names its product adrenoceptor beta 1 (gene ADRB1). Gene Ontology annotation, biological process: adenylate cyclase-activating adrenergic receptor signaling pathway; norepinephrine-epinephrine-mediated vasodilation involved in regulation of systemic arterial blood pressure; positive regulation of heart rate by epinephrine-norepinephrine. Gene Ontology annotation, cellular component: membrane. Gene Ontology annotation, molecular function: beta1-adrenergic receptor activity. The coding region runs from base 12 to 1169 and encodes 385 amino acids. The record is from RefSeq and is a predicted model, not a curated record. The transcript has a single exon. Lineage: Eukaryota; Metazoa; Chordata; Amphibia; Anura; Ranidae.
CUGCUGCUACAAUGGGGGAUGGAAUGGUGUCCCCUGACUGCAAGAACCGGAGUAGCCUACCUCCAACAGUGCCAAGCCCUAUACAACUGCUUCCAGAGAUGUCCCAGCAGUGGACAGUUGGUAUGGCCAUUCUGAUGUCCAUCAUCAUCCUGCUUAUUCUGAUGGGCAAUAUCAUGGUCAUUGUGGCCAUAGGAAAGAACCAGCGUUUGCAAACACUAACCAAUGUCUUCAUCACUUCCUUAGCAUGUGCAGACCUCAUCAUGGGCUUGUUCGUGGUGCCCCUGGGGGCCACCCUUGUGGUGAGUGGCACAUGGCUGUAUGGCUCUAUCUUCUGUGAGUUCUGGACUUCAGUGGAUGUUUUGUGUGUGACUGCCAGCAUUGAGACCCUUUGUGUCAUUGCCAUAGACAGGUAUGUUGCCAUUACCUCACCCUUCCGAUACCAGAGCCUUCUUACAAAGGCCAGGGCAAAGGGCAUUGUCUGUACUGUGUGGGCAAUUUCUGCCCUGGUGUCCUUCCUACCCAUCAUGAUGCACUGGUGGAGGGAUACUGAUGAUCCAGAGGCCUUGAGCUGCUAUGAUGACCCUGGCUGCUGUGACUUUGUAACCAACCGGGCAUAUGCCAUUGCCUCUUCCAUUAUCUCCUUCUAUAUCCCUUUGGUAGUUAUGAUUUUUGUUUACUUUCGUGUCUUCAAGGAGGCUAGGAAGCAGAUGAAGAAGAUAGACAAGUGUGAAGGUCGUUUCUAUCACAACCACCUUGCCAGGUCAAGCAGGAGAAGGCUUUCCAAAAUGUUGGUGGCCAAGGAGCACAAAGCCCUGAAGACACUGGGCAUCAUCAUGGGCACCUUCACCUUGUGCUGGCUACCCUUCUUCCUGGCCAAUAUAGUCAAUGUCUUUUAUAGGAACCUCAUCCCUGACAAACUAUUUUUGUUCUUAAACUGGUUGGGAUAUGUCAACUCCAUUUUUAAUCCCAUCAUCUACUGCAGGAGCCCGGAUUUCAGGAAAGCCUUUAAAAGACUCCUGUGUUGCCCUAGGAAGGCAGACAGAAGGUUACAUGUCACAGGAGAUUUGUCCCGACAAUCUGGUGGGUUUACCAAUUCUAUGGAAACGACCAAUGCUUUGGGGACAUGGUCUGAAUAUAAUGGGAAUGAGGAGUCUCUGGAACCAGUCUAGCAUGAGCAAAGGGCACCAUUAUGGUUAUAAGGAGCAAGUACCACUGCAAUUGGACUGUGCACUGGUAAGCAAUCAGGUAUGAAGGUUCUGUAUGGGAAUCUGACCCUACAGGGAGGUCAGUUGCACACUUUGACUAUGGAAAGCUCAGGGAUAUAAAAACACUUCAUUGGAACUAUACUACCCAAAGCACCCCCUGGUGUAGAGAUUGCACCCAACAGAUAGCAUAGCAUAAUGAAGCAGAGUUCUGUUCAUGGUACAUGGUACUCCCCAGGUAACACACAGUGACCUACCUGGAUUGUCCUUUCAAUUGCACUUAUCUCUCCUAUAUGAAUGUCAGGACAGCAAAACCAAGUUAUGGCUCUGAAAGAGUUAAGUCUGCAUUCUGUUGUUUUACAUGGGGUUAAAAACAGAAUAUGUUUCUUUUUUUUGCUAAAAUUAUUAUUUUAAAGUAUUGUAAUUUAUUGGUCUAGUGACAUAUAAAGGUCUACCUCAAGUUGUGCACAUUGCACAAGGAAAAAUCUGUUUAUAUUAAACAGGGCAUUAAAGGGAGUUUAUCCGGAUAAAAAUAUACAGGCUUCCAUUGCUGACUUGUUUUUAAAGCCCACCUGGCAUUGCUGUCAUUCUCAUCCUAGCUUUACUACUUUACUACUACUGAGUCACUGACCUGAGGACAGCAUGUGCCCAUCAGGGAGUCCUGCAACUUGGGGGUCACACACACACACUAGCUGCAUACUUGUUCAGUGAUUGACCAAGUAGUAAAGACAAGAUAAACAUGACAGCCCAGCUGCCUGAGCCUUUAAAAAGAAGUCUAUUUCUGUUCUGGUUGGGUCCUUUCAAUAUCCAGGACCUGGAUAGUACAGAGCUUAUAUUGGACGCUAUAGAGGUGGGAUCCUACAGGCUAGAAAGGGGUUAAUUAUACAUGGUAUCUGGCACAGUGUUAUGUAGGAUUUACAUUGUAAUUAUGUUUUUUUUUCUUUAAUAAAUGCUUUUAAAUCUUCUGAA